Molecule: messenger RNA, 723 nt
Organism: Suillus clintonianus
Lineage: Eukaryota; Fungi; Basidiomycota; Agaricomycetes; Boletales; Suillaceae
Exons: 6
Coding region: 1-723 (240 amino acids)
Source: RefSeq, a predicted model, not a curated record
AUGUCCACCCGACCAUCAAUUAUCAGCAGUGCCUCUUUUGCAGAUGAUAGGCGAACAUUGCCUGCCAUGCCCACUAGUCACCCUCAGCUUCACAAACUGAAGCGAUGUACAUCCUUGGAAUGGGUCUAUGAUGCUCAUGAUCACUCCGAUGAUGUUGACAAUCAUUGUUGUUUGAUUAUUAGGGUUGGGGACGACGUCACAAUCUUUCCGCUUCAUGAACGGUCGGUACCAAUAGAAGAUGGAAGUCUUCCGAUCAUGUCCUACUGGUAUGGGAAGGUCAAUCAGAUCUACUUAAAGGCCAACAAAAAGAGACAGUGGUAUUAUAGGCAGCUGGACUUGGAGGAUGAAGGUGUUGACCUUGCAGCUUGCGUUGGUGAGUAUGAGCUUGUUCUCAGUGACCACAAAACACGCAGACGUCCACGCGAUGCAGUUGCAAUGGAUGUGAUCCCGCAUUCUCCUCUCCAAAGAACCCCCAGCGAUACUGCAGGACAUGCCAUCUGGUGGUUCAAUGAUGCAUGCAUUGCUGCCUCAGGAGAGAAGGUGGUCCAAAGGACAAAGGCAGGCCUGCCAUCCAUCUAUGAUGCUGUAGAAUUUGAUGACGAGUUUCUCGCACUUUUGACGACGCCAAUUCGCCGAGGAGGUCUGCUUGGAAUUGUCAGUGACGGUGGGUGUUAUAUUAGUGCACAUACAAGCCCUGUUGGAACAGGCGACGAAGCUGGGUAG